This is a messenger RNA of Phytophthora sojae, 1047 nucleotides long. RefSeq lists its product as hypothetical. The record is from RefSeq and is a predicted model, not a curated record. NCBI's taxonomy places the organism in Eukaryota, Oomycota, Peronosporomycetes, Peronosporales, Peronosporaceae. The transcript is spliced from 2 exons. The coding region runs from base 1 to 1047 and encodes 348 amino acids. Gene Ontology annotation, cellular component: fungal-type vacuole membrane.
AUGACCCCGAACCACAAGAAGGACGACGAAGACAUCCCGCUGGACAAGAACGGACGCCCCAUGGUCAAGUUCUUCCGGUGGCGCAUGAGCCGCAGGAAGCGGCUGUGCAUCAUCUUCGGACUGAUCUUGCUGCUGCUCCUUAUCGUACUGCUGAUCUUCCUCGUCAUCAUCCCCGCCAUCAUCCAGCACUACAUGAACGAAGUGGUGCUAAGCAUCAACUACAUGGACGUCACUAGCAUCCCGAGCGACACGGAGAUCGAUGUGACUUUCAGCGUGAACCUGCAGCACGACGUGCCGGUCUCAGCUACGACCAAAGCGAUGAACGCCUCGUUGAUCUACGGCGGCGUGACGUUCGGCACUGUGGGUAUCGAGGCGCUGGGCAUCAAGUCGGGCAAGCAGAACUACAACUUGACUAUGGACACGACCAUGGUGAUCUCCGACCUGGACGGAUUUAACGCUAUGGCGGAGGCGAUGAUGGAGGACGAGACGGUCCCGAUCUCAGCUGAGGCGGAGGUUGACGCUCACGCUAUGGGUCUUUCGUUCAACAACCUGAAUUUUGGGCGGACGCUAUCGCUGGUAGGUUUUAACAAGUUCCAGACCUUGGAUCCGGAGGUUCAGCACAUCGACUUGUGGGGGUGCAGCGACGGAGUGUACGAAAUGGACGUCAACGCGUCAAUCAACAAUCCGUCAGCCAUGGGGCUGCAAGGCAUCGGCGCACUGAACAUGAGUGUGUACUACAACGAUAGCUACCUGGGUUAUGCGUAUUCGGAGAAGCCGGAGCUCGGAAUGCCGCGAGGACUGAGCAACCAGAGUUUCCGCGUGGUCAUGUCAGAGGACUCGUCUGCACUUGAGGGCGUCAUUACAGGCUUCUUCAGCGGUGGCAUCGAAGUGAACGUCCGUGGUGACAACCCGUACUCGACGGAGUACACGCAAUUCAAGGAAGCCAUCAGCAAGGUCAACAUGACAGUGGAGUACGACGACGGACCCAACAAGGUCUCCUUCAACACUUCGUGCGUGUCCAGCUUCCUGACGGUGCUAGGCUACUAG